Myripristis murdjan (pinecone soldierfish) is the source of this 1779-nucleotide messenger RNA. It is a transcript of the gene slc6a4b, whose product is annotated as solute carrier family 6 member 4b. NCBI's taxonomy places the organism in Eukaryota, Metazoa, Chordata, Actinopteri, Holocentriformes, Holocentridae. Gene Ontology annotation, cellular component: plasma membrane; synapse; neuron projection. The record is from RefSeq and is a predicted model, not a curated record. The coding region runs from base 1 to 1779 and encodes 592 amino acids. The transcript is spliced from 13 exons. Gene Ontology annotation, biological process: amino acid transport; sodium ion transmembrane transport; serotonin uptake. Gene Ontology annotation, molecular function: serotonin binding; serotonin:sodium:chloride symporter activity.
AUGCCCCGACAGGACUCCGCGGUCAUGGUGGGGAGUCUGACCGCCCAUGGCUCCCCGAGCCCCGGCUACAACAACAACGCUGUCCCGGUGCCGGUCAUCACACAGACGGACUCCAGAGACAAAUGGAGCAAAAAGAUGGAUUUUCUCUUAUCUGUCAUUGGCUUUGCGGUGGACCUGGGCAACGUUUGGAGAUUUCCCUACAUAUGUUAUCAAAACGGUGGCGGGGCUUUCCUCAUUCCCUACAUUUUGAUGGCCAUCUUUGGUGGAAUACCGCUCUUUUACAUGGAGCUGGCGCUGGGACAGUUCCACAGAACUGGAGCCAUAUCCAUAUGGAAACACAUCUGUCCCAUUUUCAAAGGUAUAGGAUAUGCCAUUUGUAUCAUCGCUCUGUAUGUCUCCUUCUACUACAACACCAUCAUCGCCUGGGCACUCUUCUACUUCUACUCCUCUUUCUCCAGUAUUUUACCUUGGACAAACUGCGACAACGUGUGGAACACCCCUCACUGCACCAACUAUUUUACUCGGGAAAAUGUCACCUGGACAAAUUUCUCCAGGUCUCCAGCAGAGGAAUUUUACACGAGGAAUGUUCUUGAGAUCCACAAGUCUUCUGGGCUGCGUAACGUCGGCGGCGUUCGCUGGCAGCUGAUGCUUUGCCUUUUUCUGAUUUUCACCAUAGUGUACUUUAGCCUCUGGAAGGGGGUGAAAACCUCAGGCAAGGUGGUGUGGGUGACUGCCACCUUGCCCUAUGUCGUGCUGUUCAUCCUGCUAAUCCGUGGUGCCACUCUACCAGGUGCCUGGAGAGGUGUAGAGUUUUAUCUCAAACCCCAGUGGGAGAAGCUCCUGGAGACUAGUGUUUGGGUCGACGCUGCUGCUCAGAUAUUCUUCUCCCUUGGGCCGGGGUUUGGGGUGUUGCUGGCCCUCUCCAGCUACAACCCCUUCACAAACAACUGCUAUCGUGAUGCCAUUGUGACCAGUUUAGUGAACUGUCUGACCAGCUUUGUAUCGGGGUUUGUGAUCUUCACGGUGCUGGGAUACAUGGCCGAAAUGAGGAAUGUGGAGGUAGAGGAUGUUGCCAGGGAUAAAGGACCAAGUCUUCUCUUCAUCACGUACCCUGAGGCCAUCGCCAACAUGAUGGGCUCAACCUUCUUUGCCAUCAUCUUUUUUGUGAUGAUGAUCACGCUGGGCCUUGACAGCACGUUUGGUGGGCUGGAGGCGAUCAUCACCGCUGUGCUGGACGAGUAUCCGGAUCAUUUCUCUCACAGACGGGAACUGUUCGUCCUGGGCUUGGUAGUCGUCUGCUUUUUGGGCUCUCUCAGCACUCUCACAAAUGGUGGAGCCUAUGUGGUGAAGCUGCUGGAGGAAUUUGGAGUCGGAUGCUCCAUUAUUGCUGUAGGUUUCCUUGAGGCCAUUGCGGUUUCCUGGUUUUAUGGUAUCCAAAGAUUCAGCAAUGACAUUCAAGCCAUGUUGGGCAGUGCUCCUGGAUUAUUCUGGAAGGUGUGCUGGGUCGCCAUCAGUCCAGCAUUUCUUGCGUAUAUCAUAGUGAGCUCCCUGCUGAAAGCGCCUCCUCUCACGCUGUUUGACUAUAAGUACCCGGACUGGAGCAUCACAGUGGGCUACAUCAUUGGCUUCUCGUCCUUCAUGUGGAUCCCCAUCUACAUGGUCUACAAGCUGGUGUGGACCCCGGGAUCUCUCAAACAGCGUCUGGCGGUGUGUCUGCGGCCGGAGAGGACCAUGCCAGACAUCCACACAGACAACGUCAACAUGGCUCCUGUUCCAUAG